UCUCAUGUAUAAAUAUUAAACGCCCUAGGAGAUUUAAAUACAACAUCCGUAAUAAUUUUCUUUAGAAAGGAUAUAAUUAUGACAGGAAAAUGAAGAAGAAUAAAAAUUUGGAGAAAUUGUUGAUUCAUCCUGGUGACAAUUUCCCUCCUAAUAAUUCAUUACAAUUCUACGAUUUGAUGAAUGAGACGAUGAGGGUGAGAUCGGCUGAGAUUCCCAGGCUAGAUAAUCCUAAUUUUUUAUUCAUACCCAAAUUCGAUGAUUUAUCCCAUCUUAAAUCCUUACUUUAUAAAUCCCAAUCUGAUACACAAAUAGAAACGGAUUCUGUAAAGCGUGAUCAAAAGAUUGCUAAAUUAUGUUACCAAACUGAAAUGAUCGAUAAUGUAUCAAUUCAUGAAAACUCAUCUAUAUCGGAUAGUAUAUCAAAUAUCGAAGGAAAUGGUGAAAAUGAUGCCUUGGUGAUUAAUCCUGCACAUUCUUCCUCAAAUCUCGAUUCACUUCUAUAUAAAAUGAGAAAAUGUGCAUUGGUUGAUAAUAUCCUCCCAACCAAAUCGAACAGCUAUAUAGAUGAAGGCUUGGUGAAAGAUAAACACAAAUUCUCAUUGAUUUCGAACUUAUCUUCAUACAAUAAUUGGCUCCAUUUUCUACCUAGUACGAUAGACCCCUUUAGAUCAAAUUCAAUUGAUGAUAGCUUGAAUAACGAUUACCAGAUCAAACGUAAUAAAAAUGUUAUUUGUCUAAACGGCGCUGAGAUGGGUCCUAAGAUAAACAUUUUAAGGCACCCCGACGUGGGAACUCCGGAUUUUAUGAGAGCUAUUAACGAUCAAGAGGAAGAAAUGUACAAAUUGAUGUACAAGCAUAGUUUACCCUCAAACUUACCUAAUAUAUCAUCAACAUCUUCCUCUAGUAAUGCAUUUAACGCGUUGACAGAUUCGAUUUACAUGGGACCAGUUAUAUAUUAUAAUCCUCGUGCUCACAUCCUAGCUCAUAAUAAUUAUUCCGAUAGUGGAACAAAUACAAAUCCUGCGUUUCCUGUUCUUCCACCCAUAAUAAGCGAUAUGAUUCAUUAUGCCAAUUACAACAUGAACAACAAUACAAUAAUUGAAAGGAGAAAACAGGAUAAUAUAAAUACCUGUAAUCAUAGCAUAUGUAAGGGUUUUCAUCAAAACUCACAGAUUCAUUCUUCCCUAUUUAGGCAAUGGUCGUCGCCGCAAAUGGGAAGUCACAAUCAUGGCAGAUAUUUUGAACGCGGAAACAGGCCUAAAUACCUAAGCAAGGAUCAUUUCUUGAAAGCAGAGGGAAAACCAUUAUUCUAUCAAUCCAAAAAACGAGAUACUUUGGUCAACAUAACUAACAACCGUAAUGGUGAAUUAAGGCUAAUUGAAAACAAAUCGCAUCAUUCAUCAAAUUUUAAAGAUUAUAAUCAAAAAUACUCUGAAAAUCCUCUUCCGAAUGUCACUGAAUUGCCACAAAAAUUUAAAAAGGAUUCAAUUGUAUUUCGCUUUUCAAACGACACGGCUCAAAAGUUUAAAGAUGAUAACAAAAAGGUUUCGAGAAAUUAUUCAUAUCAAGAUGAUAACCUGAUUUAUAAGAAAAAAGAAUAA
Messenger RNA from Gordionus sp. m RMFG-2023, 1601 nucleotides. RefSeq lists its product as uncharacterized. The transcript is spliced from 8 exons. The record is from RefSeq and is a predicted model, not a curated record. The coding region runs from base 90 to 1601 and encodes 503 amino acids. NCBI's taxonomy places the organism in Eukaryota, Metazoa, Nematomorpha, Gordioida, Chordodea, Parachordodidae.